CCCACACGAAGCAGUUCAGACGCCGCCACUGCCCUGCAUCGCCCCGCCAUGGCGUGCCUGCUGGAGGGCAAGGAGGUGGACUUGGCCGACUUGCCGGCAUCCGUCAUCAAUGACGACUACUGUGACUGUGCCGACGGCUCGGACGAGCCCCUCACCGCCGCCUGCGCGGGCGUCAGCGCCGGGCAUCGCGCGGCGCCCGCAGCUGCGCCGCGCUUCCGGUGCAGCAACGCGGGGAGCAUCCCACGCACGGUGUAUAGCUCGAUGGUCGACGACGGCAUCGCCGACUGCUGCGACGGCUCCGACGAGCGGAGCGCUGGGCGACCCGCGGCGAAAACGGCGACGGGCGCCUGCAGCGCGGAGCUGCGCGCGGUGGCGCGCCGCGUGGCUGCGCUGCUGGCGCUCGAGCGUCAGGGCGAGGUCCUCAAACAGGAGCAUCUGGAGCAGCUCCAGCUGCGACGGGCGAAGGCUCGGGAGAACCUGCAGCACGCGGAGCUGCAAGCACAGCCGUGGCUCGAAGCGAUGCAGAAUGUGACGAAGAAGCUGAACAAGAUCAUGAAGAAGAAGGAUAAGAACAAGAAACCACUCACAAAGGAGGAGGUGGAGGGCCCCGGGCGAGCGCUUCUCCGCUGCUUCAAGAAGGCCGGGGAGAAGAUGGACCUCGCGGCGAACGCUUCCUGCGUGCCCGCCGAGCAGUGUUGGGCGGUUUGUGCCUACCUCUGCGCCGACUCCCGCCACUUCAACGGCACCUGCGCUCUGCAGCGGGACGACGGGAUCCCGUCGGGUGAUGCGAAGGAGUGGGUGUUCUUCGGGUACGACCCGGAUGCGCUGCGGAUGGAGCAGAUGAUGGCGCAGUACGGGAAAGGCGAAGAGGGGAUCAUCGAGGCUGCCGCAGUGGAGCACUUGGUGCUGCUGGAGGGGUGGAGCAACAAUGAUGCCCGGUGGCUGGAACUCCGGCAGAAGCUGGCGCGGCUGCAGCGGAAGUCGCGCGGCGUGCUGGAGGAACUGCAGGAAGCCAAGACGGAGUCGGGGAUGAUGGAUUUGGUCAAGACUGGCCAGCUAGGCCCUCAAGGAGCCUACCAUGGCUUGCAUGGCCAGUGCCUGAAUUUGACACAAGACCAAUAUGUGGGGACCACGGCGGUGCGGGAGCAGUGGCACACCUUCUUUUACAGCAUUUGCUUUUACCAGAAAGCCACGCAGCAGGAAAUCAAGUCCGCCGUCGCGGGAGAAACCGCCUGCGACGAGUCGGGGACGUGCGAAGAGGUGAAGGUGGAGGAGGCCCAGGUGAUUUUCCUGGGAAGGCCCGUUGGCUUCUGGAAGCCAGGCCUCAACGCACAGCGCGUCGGCUUGCCAGAACUUUUCUUUGAGCCCUCGGAACAUACCAUGAUCUUCGCUGGCGGCCAGCCAUGCGGAGCCACCCCGCGAGCUGUGGCAGUGCACUUUGUGUGUGGCGUGGAUGUGGGCCUGGCGCGCCUCGAGGAGGUGAAGACUUGCCUCUACGUGGCUGAGGCCGUCCACCCAGGGGCCUGCAACCUGCAACGCUGGCCGUUGCCGCUGCGCGCAGCGGACGAGGAGUCCGUGCGGCAGUGGCUGCUGCUCCAGGCGGAGGGGCUCCAACUGGACGGUCUCGCUGACUGGGAGCGAGUCCUUCACUCAAGCCGGUCGGUCCAAGCCUGGUUCAGUGGGCUACAUCGUGACGAGAAAGAGCCCUUGUUCACAGGUGCUCAGCUCAUGGCGUCGGUGUCCUCAACGCUGGAGCUGGGCUACGCAGUGGUGGCUCCGGCCGUGGCACUGCUGCCUGAGUGGCACACCGUUGGCGCGUGGGCAGCACCAAUGCAGGUGCAGCUGAGGCAGUUGAGCUGGGAGACCUGGGAACAGAUGCAGGCGCACUCAAUGCACUUCCUUGGCACAGACCUCGCUGCAGCUGCCAGCCACCUGGAGCAGCUCGCGCUGCCAGCGCGCGUGGCCGCGUGGCAGGCCCUUGGCAAGUGGGAGGCAUCUUGGGUGGCGGCGCGGUCGGCGCCACGGCUGCCGGUGGUGGAUGCCUUCGAGGCUGAGCGUCCGCCCGGGAGGCGCUUUCGCAUCCCAGCCGAGCCGCUGGACUUUGCGCUGGUGGGGCUGUACCUGUCCAUGAUCCAGGCACUGAUGCUCCAAGCUCUGGUCACUGUUCUGGGAUGCCUUUGCCGCUGCUGUUGGUGUCGGCGUCGAACACCGCGCCCGGCUCUCCCUGUGACGCCUGCAGCGCCCGCUGCAGCGCCUGCGCCGCAGUCACCGGAGGGGAGUCCAAGCAACCCAAGUGGCUGACCCACUCCACUCCACCUUCUGCAGCGGCAGCGGGUGGGCCGAGGCCAACAGCGAAGCCCGAAGAAGGGUCCAAGGAGCCCACACUGGGUGGCCCAGACGGAGUAAAAGAUGCUCCCCCGAAGCGGCGCGCGACGCGCGGUGGCUCGCGAGCGAGCGAGCGUCGGUGUCGGGAUGGCCGUGGGUUUGGGCAUGAAAAAGAGA
This is a messenger RNA of Durusdinium trenchii, 2502 nucleotides long. NCBI's taxonomy places the organism in Eukaryota, Dinophyceae, Suessiales, Symbiodiniaceae. The record is from the annotation of a GenBank genome assembly.